UCACACUGAGGGGAGAGCAGAAGGAGGGGGAGGCACUUAGUUAAAAAAAAAAUCAAGAAAAAGAAAAGGGGAGUAGAAGAGUCAGUCCAGCUGAGUGGAGAGACAACUUCUGACUUCUCUGUCGUUUCUUUGACUUUCCUUCUGCCUUCAAAGCCUCCGCAUUUUCAGGGAAAACACUUUUGAUGACUCCUUGACUCUCAAAGACUUUUACUUUGACUCUCUUAAACAAAACAUACUGUAAACGUUUCUGAACUUUAAGAUGCUGCUGGACUCUUAACAUUGACAUUAACAGCUUGGCAAAACUUAUUUUUCCUUUUUUCUUUUCCGGAAUCUUUCUUAUUAAAUCCAAUGGAAAAUUUAGCGAAGCAUUCCAGCAUUUAACUUCAGGACCUCAGAGAAAAAAAGAAAACAGGAAGGGCUAUCUGAAUGUCUUCUGCAGAGAUUUAAAGGAGCCUGAAGAUCACGCUACCAAGAUCAAACAAGUGUUGACGUGGCGUCCGAGAUCCCCAAGAGCCAAGCCAAGUAAUUGAUAGUGCUACUGGAGUCCUUACUGACAAACAUAGAAUAUGAAUCUACAGCUAAUUACAGGAUUGUUAAUGCUGUCAUGGACAGCUUCAUCGCAGGACCUCAACCAGACUACACCUGAAAUUGUCCUCAAUAUGUUUAGCUCUUUCUCAAUAAGCUGCUCAGCUGAAACCAUCACUGCUUGGAAACAUGACGAUCAUUUCAUUAAUUCAUCGCUGGAAUUUAAUGUCAACGAGUUCACUAAUACACUUACCCUGCAGAAUGUGACUGGGCAUAACACAGGAAUGUACACCUGUGUGUACAACGGUUCACAGAACCAUGAAAAACCAGAGGUGAAAUCCAUCUACAUUUUUGUACCCGAUCCUACUGUGGUGUUUUUGCCAAUUAAGGAACAUGAUGAGUUUGUGUUUGUGGCUGUGAACAGUAAAGCCACCAUUCCCUGUCGUGUUACCAAUCCCAACAUGAGCGUGACUCUUCAUGAGAGGGGUAAUGAUGAUGAAAUUCCAUACCUCUAUGACAACAAAAAGGGUUUCACUGGACUUUUCCAAGAUGUAAAUUAUUACUGUAAAGCUUCAAUGGACGGGAUUGAAGUUAACUCGAAUCCAUUUUAUAUCUACUCAGUAGGAGUGACGGAUGAACUCAAGGUGACAGUGAAAGCCUCAAAUAGUAUAGUGAAGAAGGGAGAAAAUAUUACAGUUUCCUGUACAGUGACUGAAAAUGAAAUUAUAAACUUUACCUGGUACUAUCCGGGUACCAAGACUAAUAGGCCGCAUACUAAUGAAAAUUUCAUGGGAAGUAAUUCAGUGAUUUCCCAGUUGACAAUACUAGAAGCCAAUUUGGAGGACUCUGGAAAUUAUACUUGUAUGGUGGAGGAGACACUACAAGGAAUGUUUGAGAUGCAAAGUGUUUACAUAGAAGUAAAAGAAAAAGGUUUUGUGACACUCGAUGCUGAAGAAACAGAACAAACAGCCGAUUUGCACAAAAGCAUAUCACUUGAGGUAUACAUCGAUGCUUACCCUCCACCUAUCAUUGAGUGGCUAAAAAAUGGUGCCUUGCUAACAGGAAACACCUCAAACCAAAUGAAUGUUAUAAACCGGAACAUUUCUGAGACUGAGUAUGCCAGUUAUUUGAACAUUGUGAGAGUGAAAGAAAAAGAUGGCGGUAACUACACCAUCAGGGUACAUAACGAGGACGAUGUUAAAGCUAUUCAUUUUAACCUUCAGAUAAACGUUCCAGUUGAAAUACAGGAAAUAAUUGACACUCACCCAGCAAGUGGUGGACAAUUAGUGAUAUGUGUGGGCAAAGGUAUGCCAAUGCCAAACAUCACCUGGUUCUUCUGCAGUGAAAUAAAAAGAUGUAGCAGUAAGAGGUGGGACCUGUGGAAACCCAUCGACCACAUAACAUCACAAAUGGAAUUUGAUGUUAACACCACUUAUACCCAGCCAGAAUAUGGAACGUAUCAGGUCAAGAGUGUACUCCAUGUCCGGAGUGUGGGAGAUUCUGUGUCAGUGCGCUGUGCUGGGGAAAAUGACCUUGGAGUUCAACACCACCGAGAUGUGACACUUGUGCCUCAUUACCUAACCUUCAAAGUCAUGCUAAUUUCUGCGGUUCUCGCCCUGAUUGUGCUGUUUGUGAUUUUCCUGAUCAUCCUUAUUGCUCUCUGGCGAAAGAAGCCACGUUAUGAAAUUCGGUGGAAGGUAAUAGAGUCGGUCAGUCCAGAUGGACAUGAAUACAUCUACGUGGAUCCUCUACAGCUUCCAUAUGACUCAAGCUGGGAAAUUUCAAGAGACAAACUAGUCCUAGGCCGAACACUUGGCUCUGGAGCAUUUGGCAGAGUGGUAGAAGCUACAGCUCAUGGAUUAGGACAUGCUCAGUCAUCUACAAAAGUCGCUGUAAAGAUGCUGAAAUCCACUGCUCGGAGCAGCGAGAAACAGGCUCUCAUGUCAGAACUGAAGAUUAUGAGUCAUCUGGGUCCACACUUAAAUAUUGUCAACUUAUUGGCAGCAUGCACCAAGGGAGGGCCAAUAUAUAUAGUUACAGAGUAUUGCCGAUAUGGAGAUCUUGUGGAUUAUUUGCAUAAAUACAAGCAUACCUUCCUCCAAUACUAUGCGGAGAAGAACCGGAAGGAAACUGAAGUCUACAGUAAUACCUCCACAGCAGAAAGAAUGUCGAGUCACAUUUCAGUUUCCAUAGAAAGUGAUGGCGGUUACAUGGAUAUGAGCAAAGAUGAUAUUUACUAUGUGCCAAUGCUGGAUCUUAAGGAUGAAAUCAAAUAUGCUGAGAUAGAACCUUGCAACUAUGGAACUACCUAUGAACUAGAAAACUACUCCAAUUCUGCUCCAGAAAGGACACGUUAUUCCACUGUAAUCAACGAAUCACCAGUCCUUAGUUUUACUGAUUUAAUUGGAUUCAGCUACCAAGUUGCCAAUGGAAUGGAGUUUCUUGCGUCUAAAAAUUGUGUUCACCGUGACUUGGCUGCAAGAAACGUAUUGAUUUGUGAGGGAAAACUAGUGAAAAUUUGUGACUUUGGACUAGCCAGAGACAUUGUGAGAGACUCCAACUACAUUUCCAAAGGCAACACUUUCCUGCCUCUGAAGUGGAUGGCCCCAGAAAGCAUUUUCAACAACCUGUACACAACUCUCAGCGAUGUCUGGUCAUUUGGAAUUCUUCUUUGGGAAAUAUUCACAUUGGGUGGAACACCAUAUCCUGAAUUGCCAAUGAAUGAACAGUUCUACAAUGCCAUAAAGCGAGGCUAUAGGAUGUCAAAACCAUCGUAUGCCUCAGAAGCAGUCUAUGAGAUUAUGCAAAAAUGCUGGGAUGAAAAGUUUGAAAAAAGGCCAACUUUUUCCAGCUUGGUGACUCUGACUGGAAACCUUUUAGCUGAUGGCUACAAACAGAGAUACAAACAAGUAAAUGAAGAAUUUUUAAGAAGUGAUCAUCCUGCUGUCGUUCGUGUGAGGCCUCAAGCAACUAAAAUAAAUAAUCCAGUCUAUGAGGGAGAAAGUAUUUCAAAUAUUCUAUAUUCAGCAGUACAACCAAAUGACAGUGAAUAUAUUAUCCCUCUGCCUGACCCUAAGCCCGAGGACUCCGAUAAUGUGCUGAAUGAGAACUCAGAAAGUCGACCAAGCUCUACACUGCAAGAAGGAAACACAUCUUCUACAAUUUCCUGUGAUAGCCCUCUAGGGCAGCCAGAACAAGAGGUCGAAAGUGAAGUCCAGAGUCAUACCCAGGAAGCUGAGCAGGUGCAUCAUGAGGAGGAGAGCUUCCUGUAGAAGAUACCGGCAGCAAUAAUCUUACUUCACUAUGGAACAUGGUACAAUGUACUGUAUGGAACAGAUAUUCCAACUUUAUGCAAUAAUAUCAUUUGGGACUUCUAUGUUGUGAAGACCAAAAAUAUCAUCCCUGAUCAAAGAUAUGCUCCAGUCUUGGGCACAUCCACAGUGCCAGAAUAUACCAAAAAUUAAACUUUUCUGGUCUGCUAUGAGAUCUAAGUGCAAUAUUUAAAAAUGAACAGCAAAUUGAUGCACUGAAAUGAGGAGAAGACCAUAAGAACUUUUUAAAGUGCUUUAAACAGAUGCCUAAAGUCCAUAGAGUCAUCUAUUUGGUGGCUACAACCAAAAUAUCCUUCCGGUCUGGGUGAGCCAGUUUUACCAGGAAGGGAAUAGACAGUUGAUCUUUUUUGCACGCCUAAGUGUCUCCACUAUUGCACGAGCGUUGCACAUUUGUAACCUUGCAACUAUGUAUGUUGCUCAGGAGACUUCAACAACCAUAACUUCCUUGGUCCCUCGAUCUGGAAAAACACAAUCUUUACAGCAGAGUGAUGGCGAUCAAUUAUACGUAUAGCUACAUCUAGGGUUGAACUUAACACUGCGACAUUUAACAAUUGCCAGAAAGGAUCCAUAAACUUGGAGCCAGAUGCAUUGAAGUUUAGGUGUAGCAACCUGUUAACCAGGCUCAAGUACAAGCAUAUUAGUACCAUGGCUGGUACCAUUGUUGCCAGUAGACCAGAUUGCUCUCAGUCUGUAUCUGACUAUAUAUAUACAUAUAUAUAUAUAUAUAUAUAUAUAUAUAUAUAACACACAGUUUAUAUAUAUAUAUAUAUAUAUAUUUUUAUUUAUUUUAUUUUUACUCAGCGCUAUAUAUACUAUCCAAGUUUGUGAAUAUAAUGGUGACGGCUGGACCGUACUCCAAAAAAUUAUGAGUUGAAAGUGAUUAUCACAGAAACAUGCAAGCCUUUUUUCAGUCUGUGACUGACAUGUCAGGCUAUGCUGUACUAUGCCUUUAUCUUUUACUUGUAUUUAACAUUUGCUACAAUUGCUUACAUUUUACACGCAUACUGAAAAAAAUAUACUGAUGUCAUGACAAUAUACAAUAGUUUAUGUAAGAAAUAUCUAUAUUGUAACUACAAAUGCAAAUUACACUGCCAGUUAUGUGUACACUGACACCACAUAACACUUAUAGAGGGUAGACAGCAAACACUAUAUAUCAGAUGGCUUGCAAGUGACAAUCAUGAACAUACUAGAGCAUUUUCAAUGUUGUGCCAGGACAGAACAGCUUUAUAGAAAAGUUCCCUCUAGACUGAUGCUUGUAAUGUGGACUCUUAACUAUGUAAUUUAUAGUAUUGCUGUCCACGUAUGUGGCAGAAUUGCAACCCUGCACCUCAUAGCUUUCACCGGUGAAAUAUAUGGUACAAUGCAAUGUUUCCACAUCAAGUUGAAAGAAUCCUCAUAAAACUAUGAACUUCUACAUGGGUACGAUACACAUUCCUUCUAUCUGAGGUCUUCCACUUGCCUCCAUAAAUUUCCUUGUGUCAUGUAAUAUGCAACUUUCUCCUUACUACCUUGACCACAUAAAUGGUCAAGUUACUGCUCACUCACAUGUCCUGUUGCAGUUUUAGUCAUAAUCUAAUUGCUUUCAGGGUUUUCGUUUGCCACUUUCUUUAAAUCUGUUUCAUCAGACUGAUGUGGCCACUCACUUGUUUGGGGUGAUACAUCCAUGCUCAGUUCGAACCAGGGUCCAUAUAUCAACAGCAGUGACAAGAAAGUCCUAUUCUGAUUAAUAGGGUCAUGUCCGAUAUACUCUCAGCUUUGUAUGGUUGCUUUGGCAGAUGUAGGACACAGCAGGUACAGUUUCUCCACAUCCAAUGCGUGGUUGGGCAUGAGAUUGCAACUGGAGGAAACUUUAAGAUUUGACUUUAACCUUUUUGAGUUUAGUCUGAGUAAAGACUGUUUUAUAUGGUGUGGCCUGACUACUCCCUGUAGCAAUAGCUGUUUGGUUUUGUAUCCCUAGACACUAUUAGGUGGCCAUUUUGAUUAAAUGAUGGAAACCUACAUCCAGAUAUGCCAAUCCACUCUGUAAGUCUCAGCCAAUCAGUAGAGUUGAGAAAAGUCAUGUGACACAACUGCAGUUCAGCUCUGAUUUCAAAGAGACAUGGAGGCCAUCAUUGCCCAAAAUGUGUGAGAGGAAUUGUUUUUAUUAUCCUCUCUUUAGCACUAGGGGCUGCUUAGGGUUUACAACUUGUCCCACUAGUUAAAUAUUUAACAGGUUGUUGUAGUAAUGCCCUGAUCUCAUGAGAACCUGUUCAGAUGUGAGGUCCCUUUGAGGUGAGACACAGUUUUGACCACCUCCCGGCCAGGAAACAGCAGAGUGCUCUGGCACUCGUUGUUUCAGUAGCUUCUAUUGCCGUGCAUGAGAGCUAUGGAAACAUUGUUGCACAGCAAGCUAUGCUGUUUCUGAGUUAGGGAGACACCAUAGCUUUCUGUACUAUACUAUUUCCAUGGCUCUUAUGCAUGGCAAUAGAAGCUACUGAAACAGCACUGGAGGGCUCUGUUGUUUCCCGGCCGGGAGGUGGUCUAGACUGUGUCUUAUCUUGCCUUAGUAAUGGCUAGUUGAGACAACCCCUUUAAUACAUGAAUAUGAAUCAUGCUUUUUCUGGUCAAGAAUAAGAUUUGUUCCUCCAGUGAGUCAGAAUUUCUUUGCACACUGACUUCCUGUGAAGAACACUGUGAAAAAAUAACCUGAUGACUCUCAGAAGAGUUUGAGUAGUCUCUAAUAUUAAUGCAUUUUUGCACCCAGGAACUAAUGCUGAAAAAAAAAUGAGUUACAUAUUCUAUUCUAACGUGCACAUUGUAGACCUUAAUAUGGAGGUUGUUCCCUGUUUUAGAAAAUGUAGUGAGAACCACAAAGUGGAGUUAUUAGUACUUGUACACAUGACAGACACAGAUGCAGAACCAAAAAGUUAGGACUCCAGUGCAUAACAGUGUCUUCUUAUGUCACAACAGGUCAUUUGGGCUCCUAGUACUAUUCUUCCCUCAAUGCAGUAGCUCCAUAAGAUAGCACCCAAUGACACACGCUAUAGCCCAUCUGAAAAAAAAAAAAAAAAAACUCCAUAUGAUAUUGGGAGCAUCCAGUGGAGCAGCAGAGCUCAACUGGGACGCUAUAUGGAGCCAUAAUAUACCUGUGUGCAUGAGCCCUUACCAACCAGAGAUAAAAAAAACUACUACAUUUUUCUAUGACAGUGAUUUGAUUAGUCACUACAGGCAGCUUCUUAACUUAUUCUUUGCAUUAGUCUUGAUUAAAGGAGCGUUGAUAUAGACUUGUGCUUUUCUACUAUUUUUAAUGGUACUUUGUCAAAAUCCAAGUUUCUAUAUUUUUGUUGGCUAUGGAGAACUGUAUAUGUUUGUAUCUUUUAGAAAAGACAAUGUGUGCCAUAUUAUAUUUUAAGUAUGUAUUCACUCUAUAGCAUUUUAAAUACUAUAUCAUAAUUUACAAUAUUAUCAAGAAAUCGUUAAAAGAAUAUAAUACAAAUUAUAGGUCACACUAUACAUGAUCUUUAUGCAAAUAGAGUAACAUUAAAGUAAAAUGGGAAGAAAAAACAUAUGUGGCAAUAGUUUUUACUUUAGCAUAGAGUAAUGAUUGCUCAAUUCUUACAACAGGCAAAAAAUAUUGUGCAAUAACCCACAAUGUCUGGGGACUGUUCUUGUACUAGGGUUACUGUAUACAUAGAGCUCAAUAUAUUUUACAACUUGUUUAACUACCCAUUAAAAUCAUGACAUCCAUAAGAAUCCAGAUUUGUGUUUACUUCUAUUUUCAGAUUCAAUGUUUUUAUUUUCUACCACCCUGAUCACAAUUCUAGUAAAUUAGUGAUAAAAGAUCAAUUUCUUUACAGUACAUUUACAUUUGAUAUUGAAUGUUCAGCAGUGAUUAUAAUAAUAAAAAAGAGACAAAAUAAAUCCAAUAUACUGCACAUGCAUAAAACUUUUCACAACAUGGAUGAAUAAAGAUUUAUAUUUAUUGGAGUGCUGACUCAUGUUCUCAGGCAGGGCAUCCUCAAACUAGCGGCCCUCCAGCUGUUGUAAAACUAUAACUCUCACAAUGCCCUGCUGUAGGCUGAUGCCUGUAGGCUGUUUGGGCAUGCUGGGAGUUGUAGUUUUGAAACAGAGACUUAGAUGGAAGAGGGCCUGACACCCUUUCCCCUCCUCAUCCACUUUGAUCAAUGGGAGAACACACAGCUCAGCUCAUUCAGUUUGAUUAGCUGAACCUAGUAUCCUGGCAAGGCCACUACACAAUGGGUGGGGCCUUCUGCUACCUUUUCCAUCCAUGGUGGGGUUAAACGGUGUAGAACCCCCACUGAUCUGACAUUGAUUUGAUAUUGAUGACCUAUCUGAGUACCAAAAGUUCCUGUUCAGAUAUGGGCUAAAAACACAUAAGCAAAAAAAGAUGGAAAAUGCAGUGGAAACACUGGAAAACAUACUGUGUAGCUGGUGAUUUGAUUCCUCUAUCUCUAUAACAAGGUUUAAAGGGGUUAUUCACCUUUGGGGACCUUUUCUCCAGACUAUCUAGGGUGCGUUAGGUCUCCCCGCAUCAACAUCCGGUUUGACACAUGCCACGUGGCUGCUGCAUCAAAUGAAUGGCCAAAAGAGUGACAUGUUACUGGGUCACAUGAUGCAUGGAUGACAUGUCACUGCUGCUGCCAGUCAUUGGCUGCAACGCCAUGUGACUCGCACCAUACCAGAUGUAGACCCAUGGAGACCCAAGACCUGCAGUGCCUACGGGUGAGCAAUGUAGGGAUCAGUUAAGUAUUACCACUGCUAGUCUGGCCACAUAGAAAAAUUCCCGGGGUGAAUAACCCCUUUAAGCACAGGAAAGAAGUGUUGUCACAGGGACCUAAGUGGCAAUAGGCAAUUUUAUUAAGCCAAUUAGUGGUAGUAGUAUUAGUAUUGGAAAUUAUAUUUGCUUUAAUUCACUGAAAUGUAUUAUUGAAUGUUAAAAGUAUUUGUGUAACAAUCAAAAAACUAUUUAAAGGGGUUUUUUGUUUUAUAUUUAUUGAUGACCUACCCUCAAUAUUGUUUAACAAGAUCAGAUUGUUGGGGUCUGACAGCCGACGCCAGAAACAACAGUGGACAGAGUCAGAAAGAGGAAGCUCAAUACACUGUAUAGUGGCUGUGCAGGGGUACUGCAGCUUAUUUAAAUGAAUGUUACCCACAUGGCCACUACACAGUGUACUACAAGAGCUUACUGUGGAUAGAUCAUCAAAAAUCGUAAAAACCCUUUUAAAACUCAUAAUAUGAUUAUUCUAACUAAAGAGAACCUGUCUGCUCUCCUGAUUGGCUAAUAAAACCAGAAUUCAAGUAUUUAUGACAUACUUGCAUUCUAGUUUACUAAAACUGACAUGUCAGGAGGGCAGACAGGUUCUCAUUAAAGAACAUCCUUUAUUCAUCAAUUAUCAUAAAUAUGCAAUUAUCACAUCAUUGACACAUGGUUAAAAAACUGGGUUUUGUACACAAUAAUUAUGUAAAUUCAUUACUAAUUUUGGAGUAUUCUGUACUGUAUACUUGUGCUACAUGUAUGUGUUUUUUAUACUACUAUGAUCAGGGCAAUUAGAAAAGAACACAUUUCUGUCUUCAAAAACAUAAACUAAAUCCAAUUGCCAUAAUUAUACUGAACUCUAUGCAUAACAUCUGUAUAUUUUUGGGAUAUAAACCUAAUAGUAAUAGAAACACCAUAUUGCAAAAAAUAACUUUUUGUGUCCCUCCUUGUUGCAUCUACAGUACACAUUCUAUAUUGUUUGUAUGUCUGCAUCUCUGUCACAAGUAAAGGAAUUAUUCUGUGGAUCAAAGUUUUAUAAUAAAGUAAAUGAUGUACUGA
This is a messenger RNA of Bufo gargarizans (Asiatic toad), 9672 nucleotides long. It is a transcript of the gene PDGFRB, whose product is annotated as platelet derived growth factor receptor beta. Gene Ontology annotation, molecular function: ATP binding; platelet-derived growth factor binding; platelet-derived growth factor beta-receptor activity. Gene Ontology annotation, biological process: cell surface receptor protein tyrosine kinase signaling pathway; multicellular organism development; positive regulation of smooth muscle cell migration. Gene Ontology annotation, cellular component: signaling receptor complex. Lineage: Eukaryota; Metazoa; Chordata; Amphibia; Anura; Bufonidae. The transcript is spliced from 24 exons. The coding region runs from base 567 to 3797 and encodes 1076 amino acids. The record is from RefSeq and is a predicted model, not a curated record.